Pygoscelis adeliae (Adelie penguin) is the source of this 1069-nucleotide messenger RNA. It is a transcript of the gene RPS3, whose product is annotated as ribosomal protein S3. Gene Ontology annotation, molecular function: structural constituent of ribosome; RNA binding. NCBI's taxonomy places the organism in Eukaryota, Metazoa, Chordata, Aves, Sphenisciformes, Spheniscidae. The record is from RefSeq and is a predicted model, not a curated record. Bases 1 to 993 code for a protein of 330 amino acids. Gene Ontology annotation, biological process: positive regulation of apoptotic signaling pathway; translation. The transcript is spliced from 9 exons. Gene Ontology annotation, cellular component: cytosolic small ribosomal subunit; nucleus.
AUGACGUUGCCUCGAUACAGACACCGCUCCGCCUCUGGCAAAAUGUCGUUAGGAGAUUCGGGCCGGAGCUGCUUGGAGCCGAGGCUGUAUUUGACGCUGUUUGGACGCAGCUCGCUGCAGCAGGGCUCCAGCACCAUCGGCUGCUGGGCAUUGCCGCGGUGUUGCGCCGCCUUCAUGCCUCUACUUAACUCUCCUUCCCCCUUCCUUAAAAGCUGUGCCGUGACAAAACGAACCCAGCAGAUACUGCCCGAUCAGCGGGUGUGCUGCGAUUGCAUCAUCCUUGCCAUUAACUUUGUCGCUGACGGUAUCUUCAAAGCUGAGCUGAAUGAGUUUCUGACUCGUGAACUGGCUGAAGAUGGGUACUCCGGAGUAGAAGUCCGGGUCACUCCAACCAGGACUGAGAUUAUCAUACUUGCCACCAGAACUCAGAAUGUCCUGGGUGAGAAGGGACGCCGCAUCCGGGAGCUGACGGCCGUCGUGCAGAAGAGGUUUGGAUUCCCUGAGGGAAGCGUUGAGCUCUAUGCUGAGAAGGUGGCCACAAGAGGUCUGUGUGCAAUCGCUCAGGCAGAGUCCCUGCGGUACAAGCUUCUGGGAGGUUUAGCAGUGCGUCGAGCCUGCUAUGGUGUCCUCCGCUUCAUCAUGGAGAGCGGUGCCAAGGGUUGUGAGGUGGUCGUGUCCGGCAAACUCAGAGGUCAGCGUGCCAAGUCCAUGAAGUUUGUGGAUGGCUUGAUGAUCCACAGUGGAGACCCGGUGAAUUACUACGUCGACACAGCCGUGCGUCACGUCCUUCUCCGGCAGGGAGUACUGGGGAUCAAAGUAAAGAUUAUGUUGCCCUGGGACCCAAGUGGAAAGAUUGGCCCCAAAAAGCCUCUGCCAGACCACGUCAGCAUUGUGGAACCCAAAGAAGAGAUCUUGCCCACCACCCCCAUUUCAGAGCAGAAAGGUGGCAAACCAGAACAGCCAGCCAUGCCUCAGCCGGUUCCCACUGCCUGAGGGGGUUUGUAACAUCGGCAACCAGAAGCUUGACUGUCCUGAAAAACAUCUCUUAAUAAAAUCACAAAAGACAGUG